AACAAUGGGUUGUAGGAGUUGUGAGAAGCCAAAGGUUCAUUAUAGGAAAGGUUUAUGGUCUCCUGAAGAAGAUCAGAGACUUAGAGAUUUCAUUCUUAGCCAUGGCCAUGGUUGUUGGAGCUCUGUUCCUGCCAAAGCUGGAUUGCAGAGGAAUGGAAAGAGUUGUAGGUUGAGGUGGAUUAAUUACUUGAGACCGGGUUUAAAGCGAGGCAUGUUUUCGGCUCAAGAGGAAGAGAUUGUAAUGAAUCUUCAUGCUAUGUUGGGUAACAAGUGGUCACAAAUUGCAAUGCAUCUCCCGGGACGAACCGAUAAUGAGAUCAAGAACUACUGGAACUCAUAUCUAAAGAAGCGAGUGGCGAAAACAGAACCAUCAAAGGCGAAUAAUUCUGCAUCUCGAUCUCAAGACUCGAUGAGCCAAAGCUCGAAAACACGACAACUAUCUACUGAAUUCAAUAGUAAACACAUUGAGGUUGUAGAAUUAUCUUCAGUGGAUUCAGGCCAAUCAUUGAUUCAUAGCAAUGCACCAAAUCCAUUGGCAAAGGUUUUGUUUGCAGAUUGGCUUUCAGUUGAUCAUGUUAAUGGUCAAAGCUCAGCAAACUUAAUUAAUGGUCCAUUGAGUUGCAAUUGGGAUUUCAAUUCUAAUACAGAGGAAUCCAUGAAGCCAGAACUUCAAUCAAAUGCUGAGUUUCUUCAUGGAUUCGGUGAGAGUAACAUCUUGGGGGAUUUUCAAUCACAGUUUGAAGUUUCAGGACAGAGUUCAGCAAAUGGUCUAUUUGAUAUUUUAUCUUUUGGUGAUCAUGAUGUCAUUUAUUAA
Messenger RNA from Dioscorea cayenensis subsp. rotundata (Guinea yam), 814 nucleotides. RefSeq names its product transcription factor LAF1-like. The record is from RefSeq and is a predicted model, not a curated record. Lineage: Eukaryota; Viridiplantae; Streptophyta; Magnoliopsida; Dioscoreales; Dioscoreaceae. The transcript has 3 exons. The coding region runs from base 5 to 814 and encodes 269 amino acids.